Messenger RNA from Cucurbitaria berberidis CBS 394.84, 1236 nucleotides. RefSeq names its product alpha/beta-hydrolase. The transcript has 5 exons. The coding region runs from base 160 to 1236 and encodes 358 amino acids. NCBI's taxonomy places the organism in Eukaryota, Fungi, Ascomycota, Dothideomycetes, Pleosporales, Cucurbitariaceae. The record is from RefSeq and is a predicted model, not a curated record.
GACUUGAUAGCCAGGAAAUUCUCACGUCGAGACCAAUGCCAACUUUAUAGCACCCUCUGUGUCCUCGUGCAACGUGCUGCUAAUAACGACGUCGUUGGCUGCCUUUUUCCAGCGGCCCGCACCCGAGAAUAUACCAUCCCUUGACAGCCAUCACAAACCAUGGCCCCACUUACCGCUGACGAGCUGCUCAAACACGCCGAAUAUAACCACACCAUAUGGCCUCUCAACCCAGAAAAGAAAGGAGAAGCAGAGGUUGCUAAAGACAGAGGUGGCCCGAUAAAGAUAGCGUACGAGGUCCACGGCCACGGCGACCAACACAUUGUUUGGGUUAUGGGCCUUGGUGGCAUGAAGUACGCGUGGCAGCGCCAGACGAAAGACUUUGCUCACACAAAGCCCGACCAAUAUUCGUCGCUAGUCUUCGAUAACCGUGGCAUUGGCGAUUCAGGCAAACCCAGAUUCCGCUAUUCCACCUCGGAGAUGGCCAAGGAUGUCGUCGAACUGGUUGAUCAUCUUGGUUGGACAGGCAAGCGCGAAUUACACAUCGUUGGCAUAAGUAUGGGAGGCAUGAUUGCACAAGAACUGGCUAUGCUCAUACCGGAACGCAUCUGUACGCUAUCACUAGUGUCAACUGCCGCAGGUCUCUUUAGAACUACCGGCUUCGUAGAAAACCUCUGGAACCGCGCUAACCUCUUCAUCCCCAAAUCAAUCGACAAGCAAAUCGACAACGUAAAGAAAAACCUCUACACACAAGCCUGGCUCGACGCCCCGGACACACUCGAACCCGUAGAGCAAUCCUUCCCCACAAACGGCGACCGCUUCGCCGCCAAUGAACUCUGGAAACGCCAGCAUCCCGAGUACUUCCAGAGAACCGGCUUCAUCUUACAAGCCAUCGCAGCCGGCUGGCACCACAAGAGCGCCGAGCAGUUACAGCAGAUUGCCAAGACAGUGGGUAAAAAGAGGAUUAUGGUCGUGCACGGGACGCAGGACCAUAUGAUUACUUUUCCGCACGGGGUAGUGCUGUGGCGGGGCUUGGAGAAGGGUGAGGGGGUGACUGGGGCGGAGAACUGGCUGGGUAUUGAAGAAGAAGAGGACGUUUUCCAAGAGGGAGAAGUUGAGAAGCAUUUUGUAAAGGGGCAGGGUCACGUUCUGCCUGCUGAGAUGCGGGGUGAGUUUAUGGAGUGGCAGGAGGGCCUGAUUGAGCGGGGCGUCAGGCUUAAUGGUGAGGAAAGUGGGUGA